CGUAAAUUACGAAGGAAUCUUUCUGAACAGGUUAUUCCUGGUACUAUUGGUAAUCAACACUUGAAACCUGGAGAUGUCCUUCUGAGGAUCAGCGACCGAAGCGCCACCAACCUGACUGUAGCUGAAGCGGAAGAUAUUAUUGCUCAAAGUCAGAAUCGUAUUGAGCUCUUGAUUCAAAAAAAAGCUGCGGACCACACUAGUCCAGCUGUCUGGAGUCCUGCGCCAAAUUUCAACAGUACUGGACCUAACCCAUAUUUUUCUGGAGUUGACAGUUCUCCAGUUUCUGUGAACAGUCCUGGAGUUAAGAAUGUACCUUCAACGCCUAGGUCAUCAGGACCAUUCUGGGCAGCUCGAACGACAGCAGCUCCUAGUUCUACUAGCCCAUAUUGGGCUGUUCGAACCCCAAGUACCCCCGGUAGUGCAGGUUCGCAAUGGGGGGUACAAACUCCCAACUUUGUGAAUAGUGGGGUUUCACGGUGGCCUGACCAAGAAGCGAAUCUAAAGGAAAGUGGAAACUCGUACUGGAAUACCCAUGCAUCAAAUUCAGUAGAAGCACCACAAUGGAACACCCAAUCACCCAGGGAAGCUGUGGAAAAUAGUCAUUUCAAGUCUGCAAAUAUACAAUCUAAUAAUCAGAUUAAUUUCAAUCCCCCCACUGGGACUUCACCUGGAAUAAAUCAUUCUCCGAUCACAUUUCCAGACACACGUUUUACCUUUCUACCAACGGAUCUCCCAACACCCGUCUGCGUUUCACAGUGGGGAAUGGAAGGUUCAGAUUUAGAUAGCGAAAAUUCUCCCCUUGGGCUGCAAACAAGACUUGCACCUCAGAACACAGCUGCAAUAUCAACACCACCCACCUCGCUCUCAGACCCACUAUGGAACAAAGAAACAGUUACAACUCAACCCCAGAUAAUCAUUGCUACUUCUACAAGUGACAACAAACUGGAUUCCUCUCCUAAAGCGAGUGCACCGGAAACUACAAUUAUGGCUCCACCACCUCCACCACCACCACCACCACCACCUCCUCCUCCAGCAAAUGGUCCAACAUGGCGGGAAAGACAAAAAAUGAUCAGCAAAGAAGAAAAUUCGGGAUACCAUCCUUCGCAAAACUGCGCAAAUACUCCACAAGACGGCACUGAUAAGCCUUUUAGUUACUUACCUGGACCAUUACAAGGUAGUUUAAAGAAAGAUAAAAAACCCUUCACCUAUAUUCCAGGUGGGAUUGACCUAUCUCAAAUCAAAUCUCCCAGAAUGGCACGCAGACUCAUCGCCAAUCAACAAGACCCAGGAGUUGGCGCAAAGUCGGAGACUCAAAACGAGUUUCAGGAACAGGACGACUUAAAUGGAAUCAAUAAACAACACACUACUCAGCAUCUUGCACCCCCUUCAAAUAUAAUGCAGCCUGUCCUUCCUGUAGUGGCACGGUCUGAAGCGGCAAACCAAGAACCUGUGGGGUUUAGAGUAAAUGUGAAUAAAGCUAAUGCUCUUAAAUUCUGUAAUAAUAAUAAUCAAAUUCCGUCAUGUUGUCCAAAACAGCCACAACAAGAUGUGAUUACGCCUUCUUAUAAUUCCCCUUUAAAGUUGUACUCGUCAGAAAACGCUCUAAAUGCUUAUCAGGCCCAAACUGAGGAAGUUACCAGGCAACUUGAAGGCACGAAUCUCAGCUGUGAUUCUACAAGAUCAUAUCAGACCCCAAAUCUCAAUCAUCGGUCACCCCCAAGAAAUAAUGAAGCUUACUGCCCCAAAACGGAGACAGAAGAAACGUCUUUUUUCCCGCAGUCACGCUCUUUUAGAUUGCUUCAGAUGUUGACCGACCAAGAGGACGAAGGACCUGAAGAGGACACGGGUAUAGACAGGGUUAAAGUUCAAAAAGUCACAGUUUUCUGGCUAAACCUUACUGAUCAGCAGUUACAAGAUUGGGAAGUAAACAGUUUUCUAGCAAAACCUCAUUGA
Limulus polyphemus (Atlantic horseshoe crab) is the source of this 1953-nucleotide messenger RNA. Its product is annotated as WAS/WASL-interacting protein family member 1-like. The transcript is spliced from 5 exons. The record is from RefSeq and is a predicted model, not a curated record. NCBI's taxonomy places the organism in Eukaryota, Metazoa, Arthropoda, Merostomata, Xiphosura, Limulidae. The coding region runs from base 763 to 1953 and encodes 396 amino acids.